Messenger RNA from Echinostoma caproni, 744 nucleotides. NCBI's taxonomy places the organism in Eukaryota, Metazoa, Platyhelminthes, Trematoda, Plagiorchiida, Echinostomatidae. The record is from the annotation of a GenBank genome assembly.
AUGGGCAUUGCGCUAGACCACCUCUCCUUUCAAGGUUCCUCUUGCUCGCGAUCCUUUGCGGUCAUCCCAUUUCAGAUAUGCAAAGAACAGAACCGCCCUGUUACCACACUCUCAGCUCCUGUGAUCUCUCCAACCACUCCGACUCCAGUUCAACGAAACUCCGUACAGGCGCUUAAUCCCGGCGAAUCGCUGAGGAUGGCACAGAAGCGUCCCAAUCCGUCAAGUUCGAUCGAGUCGUCUCCGGAUACCACACUGAAUGGUUCGUGUGCACCCCACUCGACCUCAGAGGAGGCGCUGUCCACGAACUCAGUGCAUGCAGAUCCUGCGAUCGCUGGACAGCGUACGCGCGAACACAGUCUAACCAUCAGUCAGGCACCCAUUCGGCUCUGUUUGGAUUCCACCGAGAAUGGAACUAAUCAGGGCACUAACAUCUACAGUCGUACUUGCAAUAACAACAAUAGCAAUGGGAUCAUCUCACCCCCUUCAAAACCACUACCACAGCACUCAGCUCCGUUGCCAGUCUAUCCAUGUUAUCGGGAGGCCCAAAAUUACCGCUCGAUAAAUCCCGUGUCCCUCACUUCAAGCGAGUCUGAGUCGGAAAGUGCACGGGUCAGUUCAGUAAACCUAACUUUGCAAUUCACUCUGAAUCACUUAGUUGUUUUCCAAGGACGCGUUUUUGUUGUCUUUGAAUGGUACUCAUUACACAGUCUUGCCGGUUUCGGUGUUUCGUAUCAACGAUGGUAG